CUCCGGCGUGACAUUUUCUAGACGAAAUAAGUUUCACUUAACUAUACUUAGAUAAUUCUGGUAAAAACAGGUGUACGAUACGCAAACUAUUCGCUCGCCAUACACGAAUGUUCGUUAUUGUGAUUCACGUUUCCUCAACGAGACGAAUCAAUCGAGUGAAGACGGCAAAACGUUCAAUGCGACACUGUAGUCGUUAAGCAAUCAUUAAUGCACAAACUCGCUUUUUGAUCCUUCGAUGUCGGCUCUUCCUAUCAUUGUGAAGCAGAAUUCACCAAGCGUGGGAUUGUUCACCCACUGAUGGGGAACGUGAGCUGGGAUAAGACCGUCGUGAGACAGAUCAGCCGAACUGAGAGGAACUAAUACUACCUGACAUGCAGCUACAGAAAGGAAACAAGACCACUGGACACAGGCUUGACAGCUCUCAGAGACAUCAGACUGUGGAUUAUAUCUGCCAUUGAUCCUGUGUUUAAAAAAACACGUUUAAUGACUGCUGGAUCAGGUAGGGCACUUCUGGGCAAUGAAAAUCUGAAAUACUCUAAUGAGUUCAGGAUACACUUUCUGUUUAAAGCAACACAAAAUUUAGCCACCUUCUGUCUUUAGUGCAAAUGGAUUUUCUGUUUCGCAAAGGACAGACAAAGGCGUGUGUUUAAAAUACAGGAGGAACCUACAGUAUAACAACUUGUUUUUGCGAUAAACCUAUGCUGUAAACUGUAAACAUACAAUCUGCAGCUCUGCUUAUGUGAUGUAAAGUAUUUCUUUUCUCAAACCAUGUUCCAUCUGAAGCCGACAGACAUGUUGCAAAUAUCUUUCUUUUUUGCAUCAUAUAAUGUCAGUAAGUUAUACAGAAUCUUUAUUACCUGGAGAUAGGUGGGACGACUCAAGAGUCCUUAUAUAUCCCAGCAAUAUGCAUUUUAUCUCUGUCUCUAUUUGCUGUGGAAGGAUGACUUAGGAAUGCAUCCAUGGGUUUUUCAAGGCAGUGAGGACCCAUGGCUUACUUUUGUAUGUGAUCUGUGACAAAGGAGCGGUGAUGAUCACACAUCCACCAGCCAGGAAUGUGUCCUUUUGUGGUUCUCCUGCAUCCUUCUUCAGGUAGCAAGCUCUGCACUCUGUCAAGCCUUACACGAGAAAUAUUCAAAUAGAAAAAAAGUCAUUAAAAAAUGAACUUUUCGGAGGUGAGCAGUAACAGCUCCAACCUGACGUCCGUUUCCUUCGUCCCGCUGAACCUUGACCGCAGACCGCAGAAGCCGGAGUUCCUGCUGGGCAAAGCCAACGGCUCCCACCCCUGCAACACCAGCAUGGACGCCAGAAACCUGUCGGACCUGUCGUGCGCCGAGGGCCCGGCGCCGCAGUGCUUCUCCAUGGUCUCCCUCCUCGACAAGAACUGGCCGGCUCUGCUCACCAUCGCCGUCAUCGUCCUGACCAUUGCAGGGAACAUCCUGGUCAUCAUGGCUGUGUCUUUGGAGAAGAAGCUACAGAAUGCUACCAAUUACUUCCUGAUGUCUCUGGCCAUCGCCGACAUGCUGCUGGGUUUCCUGGUGAUGCCUGUCUCCAUGCUCACCAUCCUGUAUGGAUAUAUCUGGCCGUUGCCUUCUGAGCUCUGUCCGAUCUGGAUUUACCUGGAUGUGCUCUUCUCCACUGCGUCCAUCAUGCACCUGUGCGCGAUCUCUCUGGAUCGUUACAUCGCAAUAAGAAACCCCAUUCACCACAGCCGCUUCAACUCCAGAACGAAAGCCUUCAUGAAAAUUAUCGCCGUGUGGACUAUCUCAGUCGGGAUAUCCAUGCCAGUCCCAGUGUUUGGCCUUCGGGAUAAUUCAAAGGUCCUGAAGGAUGGCAUCUGCUUCCUCGCAGAUGACAACUUUGUCCUCAUCGGCUCGUUUGUAGCCUUCUUCAUUCCCCUGACCAUCAUGGUGGUCACCUACUUCUUAACGAUCCACGCCCUGCAGAACGAGGCCACCAUGUGCCUGGAUGAGCUGGUGCCCAAACCCAGGUGGACAUCCUUCAGCUUCCUCCAGCAGAGCUCUCUGUCCUCAGAGAAACUCUUCCGCCGCUCGCUGAGCAGGGAGGCGGGGCCGUACGGGCGGAGGACGAUGCAGAGCAUCAGCAACGAGCAGAAGGCCUCCAAGGUCCUGGGAAUCGUGUUCUUCCUGUUCGUGGUCAUGUGGUGCCCCUUCUUCAUCACCAACGUGCUGGCGGUCAUCUGCAAAGACACCUGCGACUCGAACGUCAUCGGAGGGCUCCUCAACGUAUUUGUGUGGAUAGGCUACUUGUCCUCUGCGGUCAACCCACUGGUUUAUACUUUAUUUAACAAGACGUAUCGCUCUGCAUUCUCACGCUACAUCCAGUGCCAGUACAAGGAAGAGAAGAAGCCCUUGCAGCUCAUACUGGUGAAUACCCUUCCCCCAUUGGCUUAUAACUCCACACAACUGCAGCUGGGGGAGUUGAGCUCCCUGAAGAACAGCAGUCGAAUGGGGGGCAAGGAUUACUCCUUGGUUGCUAUAGGAAUUAACAAUUUUAAUACUUCAAAGCCCCUUUCAGGGCAGGCCAGUGAGAAGGUGAGCUGUGUGUAACUCUCAGUGGCUGCGGUUUUCUUCAUCCCAGAAGGACAGAAACCAUGGAAAAUGGAACUUGCCAUAAAUUACACAUUUGCCACUGAGAUGGAUUUCAAUAAGGGUGCUCAAAAAUAGAAUGUAACAGCACAGGCAGCAGAGUGUGCUUUGAGACUUCUUCUAUACUAUUAAAGAGUGAUACUUGGAUGAAAAUAUAGAGAAGAAAAAAAUAAAGGGAAACAACCAGGGUUUGGUAUGUUCGAAAAUAUCAGAAAAACACGCUUGUUUUGAUUUACAAAGCUGAUAUUGUCAUGCCGAAAAGAGAUUUUGCACAUUUAUCUGUUUAUGAUGUUAUUAUUUCUUUUCUUUUUUUUUCGUCAAUUAUCUUAUGGAACACGUGUUUUAGCUCCAGUGCUCACUUCUGAAAAGAAACAAGCAUUCCAAUAGUAAACUUAACAAGAAAACAGAGGGAAACCUGUUUUUGCAUAUUAGAAAAUGCAAUAAUUGGAGACCUGGAGAUGAUUUGCACUGGUGUGUCUUUGUUGAAAUGCAUUGAGCUUUAAACUGUAGAAAUAUAAAGUUAAUUAUUGCAGAGCUACAGGCAGUACACCCACUCAGCACUGAGAAGAAGGUAUUUCUUUUCAACUUAAAGUGAACACCAGCAGGUCUCACAAGUUUACUUUUACUUGCUUAUUGGGUAGUUCCGAUGAGCUCAAUUUAAUGUGUCAUUCAAAUGUAAAAACAACAUUCGAGCUGAUAAAUACUUUUUAGAUGCCAUACUGACUCUAACAAGCUUCUAAACACAUUGAUGUUGGUCCUAGCUUUUCUGUUCACUCCCCCUCCUCUUCACAGAGGGCUCAUAAAUUGUGUUGCUUGUUUUCAAGGUUCAUUCACUGUAAUGUCAGUUUCGUUUCAUGCAGGAUCAUUCAUAAGUGCAAGAGUUUCCUGGGUUUUUUUUUACAAUGAACUUAAAGCAGAGAGAAUUUAUGGAUUGUUGUGAUUUACUAGCUUCUCUGGAGCCAGAUACUUUCAACUGAUGAUUUCAAAACAGGCUGUGUGCUACCCAGGACAAAAUCUGAAUCAGUAAUGGUGUCAAGCCCAGGUUCAUUUAAGAAAUUUUAUCCACCACAGCCAACAGCUCAUUUCAUGGUGCGUCUUUAUCUACCAGUUGUAUCUACCCAAUAAAUCAUUCCUGUCAAGAACCAGCUUUCAGAUUUGUGGAUCUUUGGUGGGAUGGCCAUUUAAUUUAAACUGGGCCAAAUGUGGUUUGAAAGAAUGAGAAAACCUGAGGUGAAACAACUGGUUUAAUUAUUAUAGAAUACAUCGUGAUUUAUCGUUUUUCAAGCUUUGUGGGCAAGCAUUUCUUUACUACAGAAAUUCUGUUUUCACAGAAUAUUAGCAUUAAUGUCACAAAAUCUUAUCCGUGCUGAACAUUUUUCAUUCUUUGAACACCCAACACUAUUAAAAACCUAAACGUGUGAAAAAUUACGCCAUUGGUCAGUGGUCAUGGAUAUUGAAACCAUACACUCGUGUGUGUAAACAUUGAACUGCUGUGUGUAUUAAUUACAGUAGGUAAAGAAAUUGAAUGUAAAAUGUCACAUGCCUUUUUGCAGUGAGUGGCUGUUAGACUCUCUUCUCUUGCCAUUUUAUAUUAUGUGUGGUACAUGAAAUUCAUCAAUAAAUUCAGACAAUCAAUUUCGCUCUUUUUGAGAACUGUUACAGUGUCACAUUUCACGGUUACAAAAACACCAAAACAAAAGAGUUUCCAGUAAACUGGAACUCUGAUGUACAGUACAUUGCUUUGGAAGGAUGUUUAUUGAGUAAAGGUUUGUUCCAUGCUGCAAAAAGAAGAAAGGAAACACCAUGUUUUCAGCUGUGGAGUCUUCUGAAGACACUGAUGUGUUCAAGGUCUGAAUCUCCCAUGUCUCCAUCAUGAAGGCAAAGCAAAACAACCUGCUUUGUCACAACCACUUAUUUUCAGGAAGUACGAAGCCAUAGAUAUGUGAGUCCUUGGGAAAUUUACCUUAAUUCAUUAGUGUUUGGAUUGCAGAUCUUUGAUUGCAUUAUAUCUCUUUCUAUUUUAAAACUGGCAAUAAGAAAUACAGCUUAUGUGCUGUACUCUGUUUCAUUGCCUUUUUCAAUCGAGCAGACUGGAAAACAUAAAAAAUGGAAACCUGCUUGUGCUAAAAUGGAUAAAAUAUUUUUAAUUAUUCCCUUUAUGACAAGAUGUGUAGCAUGACUAGUGUGUUGACGGUCCAUUAUUUACUAGUAAAUGGUAAUUCUUGGCAAACUUAGGCCUUGCCAUUACACCCGAUGAGAGGAGAAGUCUUUGUUCUGUUUGUUGUACCUGCCUGCUAAUUUGGGGAGGUUAAGAUAACUUUAUUGGCCGUAUACAAUUUCUUGCAUUAGGAAUUUGUCUUUUCACAUA
This is a messenger RNA of Lepisosteus oculatus (spotted gar), 4974 nucleotides long. Lineage: Eukaryota; Metazoa; Chordata; Actinopteri; Semionotiformes; Lepisosteidae. The record is from RefSeq and is a predicted model, not a curated record.